AUGUGGAAAAUUGUGAGAGGUGUCAUAGCAACAGAAGAAAGUGUCAGAAAGAAAGGCUUUUCUACUGUUUCAAAAUGUUAUAUAUGCUGCAAUGGACAUGAUACAGUGACACAUCUACUAUGGGAAUGCUCCUUCAGUAAGAAGAUUUGGCACUGGUUGGGAGGUAUAUUUAAAUUCUUAAAUCCUUCAAAUUUUGAUGAAGUACUUAACUGGGUGCAAUCUAAAAGUCCUGUAGUAAAAGAAAUCUGGUAUAUUGAUGCUUAUACUUUAAUGGUUGAAAUAUGGUUGACUAGGAAUAAAAAACUGUAUAAAGAUGAGACUCCAAAUACAAAGAAUGUUAAGCACAAAAUAUUGUGGUUUACUAGAGUGUACAAUAGUAGAAUUGAGGGGAUGAUGCAUAAUUGGAGUUAUGAUUUGAAUAUCAUUCUAUACUUUGGGCUGAAGGGGAUAAAAAGUAAAACUACAAGAAUUAAGGAGAUCCAUUUCAGUCUGCCAGAAAACAAUCAAAUACUAAUUUGUUGUGAUGGAGCAGCUAAAGGCAACCCUGGAGGGGCAGGUUUCGGAUUUAUUGGAAGAAAUAGUGAGAGCGAAUGUGUGGGAGCAAUGACUGGUGGUCUGGGUAUUGCAACAAAUUUUGUAGCAGAGAUGAUGGCUUUAGUAAUGUCAGGUGAAUGGGAUGUAUCUAAAUCUUUCUUGAAUGUAGUUUUUAGUCUAGAUUCUCAGGCUAUUUUGAAGGCUUUCACUGGUAAUAGAAUUCCUUGGAUGAUUCUUAACAUAUGGAAGAAAGUAAUUUUCCAUCUGAGAAGAGUAUUUUUCAGACAUGCUUAUAGAGAAGCAAAUUUUUCAGCAGAUAAGAUUUCCAAAAAAGGAGCUACUUUGAGUAGGGGAGAAAUUGUAAGAUAUGAGAAUAAACCAAGCUUUGUAGGAAGUAUGGAAGAUGAAAAUACUAAAUACUUUAGAUUCUACUGA
Papaver somniferum (opium poppy) is the source of this 969-nucleotide messenger RNA. RefSeq lists its product as uncharacterized. Bases 1 to 969 code for a protein of 322 amino acids. The record is from RefSeq and is a predicted model, not a curated record. Gene Ontology annotation, molecular function: RNA-DNA hybrid ribonuclease activity; nucleic acid binding. The transcript has a single exon. NCBI's taxonomy places the organism in Eukaryota, Viridiplantae, Streptophyta, Magnoliopsida, Ranunculales, Papaveraceae.